CCUCGGCGCCUCCUCCCCUCCGCCGCCGCCAGCUUCGCCCUGGGGCUGCACCCUGCGCCACUGUCACUCGGGGUUGCUCCCUGCUGCGAGUUCCUUGCGACUGUGCUCGGGAAGUGCUGUUCGGGCUCUGCGUGUCCCAUAGCGUAGCCCAGGUGCGGACGCGUAAGAGGAGAGCUGAGGGACUGCUGUGAAAGCUCCUUCGGAGCAGAAGAACCAGUCGCCCGUCUACAGAGUCCCCCACGACCUGGGCAGGCGAGAGGGGAGAGCGAUGCGGCCGACCCCUGGUGCCUCGCUUGUACCCGGUGCUGCCGCAACUCCGGAAUCCCGGCAGCGGAAACGGGUCUUGUGCUGCUGCCCGGGAACGCGGCACCGCGAGAGCUCCACGAGCUCCGAGUCCCGCAGUCUGCUGCUGCCCGUGGUGCUGAUGUCGCUGCUCGAGGAGUCCCAGAAAGGCCGGCUGCGGAACCGGGUGUACCGCCAGCUCCAAGACAUGUCCUGCUACACCCAGUGUGUGCCAUGCCGACCCUGCGACACAACCCCUCUGGCCAGCAGCUGCAAUGAGCCCUGUGUCCGGCAGUGCCAGAACUCCACCAUUGUCAUUGAGCUCUCCCCUGUGGUGGUGACCCUGCCCGGACCCAUCCUCAGCUCCUUCCCACAGAACACUGUUGUAGCAUCCUCCACCUCUGCUGCUGUUGGCAGCAUCCUCAGUUCUGAGGGUGUUCCCAUCACCUCAGGGGGCUUUGACCUCUCCAGCUUUGGCAGCCGCUACUGUGGCAGAAGAUGCCUGCCCUGAUAAAGGGACUGGCUGUGAUCCUGGAGAAAUUCUUCUUGAAACUGUGAACGUGAUGCUGUAUCAAGAAGGAAUCUUUAAGACUGCUUUCAGAGACAUUGACAGUCCUCAGCUAUUCUGGGGAAUGCUGGCAGGAAGGGCCAAUCCUGGGCUUUUUGAAAACAUGUCUCAUGACUCUUCCAGUCCCUUCCACAUUAUUUUCUUCUUCCUUCUCCCCUCUGGCAUCCCCCAUUUUAUUUCUUUCUCCAUGCUGCUCUUGUGUGCUAUGAAGCUCUGUAAAAAAUCAUUUCCUCUCUUAAAAUUUGUUAAAUAUUUCUGCAUCUCAUUUGAGCUUUUGAUGUUGUUUUCACAUUAAACUGCCUCCAGAAUUA
Molecule: messenger RNA, 1161 nt
Organism: Coturnix japonica (Japanese quail)
Lineage: Eukaryota; Metazoa; Chordata; Aves; Galliformes; Phasianidae
Source: RefSeq, a predicted model, not a curated record